UGCCAAACCAGCUGGCAGUUUCAAUUGAUAGUCUGACCCAUAACUGUAGGCAACAGUCGAACCCGUGACCUCUGCAAUCAAAUUUAGUCUCUCUCUCUCUUUUUUUUUUUUUUUUGGUUUGGUUUGUAUUUUUCAGUUUGCACACCCUAGGUCAUUAUGCGGACUAUGGACAAACACGCAAGAAUCUUCUACUCUGGAGGUCCACACCUUCCUCCCUGCAGCCUGUAAUUUAACCCUUUUUAACGACUCUCACACAUUUACCUUUUUGACAUCAUGCGAGACUGAAGCAGCUGAUAACAUAGAAGUUCGACUUUGUCCACAAGUUGGUGAAUCUACAGGGUGGAAAAGUUGUUCACAGCACUCCUCGUCCCUAUCCGGGUCUCCUCACCUGAUCUGCACGCCACUCUCAGCCGGCGCGCACAGCGUCUUUGCGGCCCCUGCGGCGGUCAGGAUGUGGACCCCGGGGAAUCUGCCUGCUUGGAAAGCAACGAUUUUUCUCUGUAACAUCAUCUCUGCAGCUUUGGCCAAAAGACACGUCGUGUACUGGAAUUCCACGAACACAAGGUUAACGACAGGAGAUCUGUCCGUCCAGGUGAAUCUGAACGACUACCUGGACAUCUACUGCCCGUACUACCCAAACAAGGGCACUGUGGGGAAUGAGAACCCAGAGACGCUGGCUCUGUACCUGGUGGCAGAGGCUUCCUUCCAGGGCUGUGUGGAGACCAGAAAAUCCAUCAAGAGGUGGGAGUGUAACACCCCGCAUGCCCCGUUUGGACCAGUACGCUUCUCUGAGAAGAUCCAAAGGUUCACGCCCUUCUCACUGGGGUUUGAGUUUCUGCCAGGGCGACACUACUACUACAGCUCUCUGCCCACAGAUGAAGGCCCUCCUCUGCCAUGCAUGAAGUUGCGUGUCACCGUGUGCUGCGAGCCUACAUCAGAGGGCUCCAAACAAAUACAAGAAACUGCACCUUCAAAUACUGCUCGCUCACUGAGGACAGCUUCACCUCCUCUCCUCCUCCUCCUCCUCAUCUUCCUCCGGCUGAUCACCUGACCUCCAGGACCAUCCUCAUCACCACUGACCUCAACCCCCGUCCUCUGAUGGACCAGGAGUACACAAUGCAAUCUAUGCUCAGACAGUGAAUGACACAAUGCAAUCUAUGCGAAGCUUUUGCUAAAGACAGAUAUCAUCAUCAUCUUCUUCUUCUUCUUCUUCUUCUUUAUCGUCCUCAUCUUCACCCCGUGGCUGUUUACCAGUGAAAUUAAAGGAAGAAUCAGGUGUGUUUUUAUGCCAGAGCGGGACCACAGUGACUCAGGGACUGUCAUGUUGAAUCACGGUGAUUCACCAUUUCUUGUUAUUUUGCUCUCUCCCAAAUGUUGUCUAAGUAGGAGAGCAGAAUAUUAGGCAUGAGCUUGAGCAAGUUAUAAGACUCCCAUCUAAGUCUGAUGCCAGAAGAACACAACAAAGAGCUACUGGGACAAAGUUUCCUUCUAUUUCACCUUUUUGUUUUUUCUUACAUUUAAUGUGUGUGUUGUUGUUGUUGUUUUUUUACCUUUUUGAGAACCCCUCUAGUUAAAAAGUGACCAAAUGAUCACACACUGCUGUACUGUAUGGCUCAACUUUGAGAUCAUACUCUUUCUUUUCUUUUUGAUGGUCACACAGAAGUUUCUGAAACAUUUUGCCUGAUUUGGAUCUCAUUAAAAUAAAAAGGUUCAACUUCUGUAACUGAAAAUAUUUUGAUGUUUUGGUAGGAAAUUUGGAAUAUUCCAGACAGGUCAGGCAGGGCUGCUGCGCCCCCUACUGGGACUGAACUGGUUUAACUGGAGUUGAACUGGUCUGGAAACUGGACACUAAGAUUCUGGCGCUGCGUGGUAAUAACAAGACCUUUGGCUGAGUUUGCCCUCUCUGAUUGGACUCCCUGUUGUUCUGCCUCCCCUCUCUCCUCUCUCCGCUUCAGACUAAAGCACAGAACAGCGGGGGCUGAUGGGUAAACGUAGAGCAGGGGCUCGUCUGGCUCCACUGAACACAGUGCGGACCUCUGAGGAGGCUGAUUAAUGGAAGCUCAUGUUGAAAACCAGAUGUGUAGAUAUGCACACAAGCUUUUUUCUAUUAUUUGUGAUGUUGUUAUUAUUUGUGUAGUUUUUUUAUAAAGUGAUCCUUACUUUUCCGCUUUACUUAGUUAAUAUAUUCUGCAAAAUUAUAUAUAUUAACUGUAAUUCAAUAUUGUAGAUAGAAAUGAUCCCUGAUGUUUAAGUGAAAAAAUGCGUAAAAACAUUGUUUUUUAUUCUGGAUUUAUGUGUGUUUUUGUUACAUUUUCUACAUGCUCUGCUGCAGUGUAGUUUCUAAAAAUUAAAUGAUUUAAUUAUGGAAUGAAUUUAAAUUAUCAGAUUAUUUUUUUUGAAGAAAUCACCCUUAGUUAAAUUAAAAAUAAAUAAAAAUGAGUAAGCUACUCAUUUAUAUUCCUGAUUUUUUAAAUUAAAAAAUGGAGAAAGUUUGUAUUUCCCCUUGAAUUAUUUUUUUGAAUUAUCUAAUUGUUUCCCAAAUAAUUAUAAUGAAAAUCGAAAGCUUAAUUGCACAGAUUUACUGUCUUAAAAAAAACUACAUUGUUAGCACUUAAUAUAUUUCUCUUUAAAUAUUUGUCGCUGUAAAACACACCGGUCAUACUGUUGUUUUUUUAAUUGUUGUUUACUUAAUGUGUGUUAACACGAUGUUUAAAAAUCUGUUGAAUAUUAGUGAUGUAGAAUUAACAAUCAUGUACUACUAGACAUUUGUUUUUGAUUUCUUUAUCUGUGUGUGUUCUGCUUUCACAUUUUAGUGAAGAAUGUCGCUUCUUCUGUGAAGAGCCAACUGCAAUCUGAGCCUUUUUUUUUCCACGGCGAUGAACAAAAUAAAUAUGAUUGCAUUCAAACGCA
This is a messenger RNA of Notolabrus celidotus (New Zealand spotty), 2910 nucleotides long. Its product is annotated as ephrin-A4. Gene Ontology annotation, molecular function: ephrin receptor binding. Bases 452 to 1051 code for a protein of 199 amino acids. Gene Ontology annotation, biological process: axon guidance; ephrin receptor signaling pathway. Gene Ontology annotation, cellular component: plasma membrane. The record is from RefSeq and is a predicted model, not a curated record. Lineage: Eukaryota; Metazoa; Chordata; Actinopteri; Labriformes; Labridae. The transcript has 5 exons.